AUGGAACGAUCUUCGCCAAAGAUUUUUAAACUUGGUUCUGUGGCAGAAAGUGAACGAAUUAUGUCGAUUUCGAUUGUGAUCACGAUUAUUAUGAUAACAGUUGGAAGUUACGGAGCUUACGAAAAGGAUGGAGUCCUCCGAUUAUUGAAUGUCCCUCGUCACUUCCGCCAAACGAAAGAACUACGAGAGAAUGGAGGAUAUAUCGAGCAAUGUCGUGCCACGAAUCUCCGGAAGGAACAGUUGGGACAAGUAAAUGUGUUCGCGUUUUUGGAUCCUUCUUGGUAUUAUAGUUACCGGCAAGCAAUCAUGUUGGCAUCGUUGAAGAACCGAUUAGAGAAGUCCGGCUUUUCAAAUAUCUUCUUCUUCAUGGUAACGCCGCCGUCAGAUUUGCUGGAAGACAGCACAGAGAACAAUAUAGAGAUAAAAGCGUGGAGGGAAAUAUCUAAAAAUACACAGGAGUUCGAGUAUUCCUUGGACUCGGUAGAAACGUUGUUCGGUGACAUGAAAAAAAAGAAGAAGGGCAUCAUUCUUCUUGAAGAUACUUCCGAGUUGGGUAUCUGGAAAAGUUUUCAUGCAUCAAAAGACGAAGUAGUCAUUAUCGAUCGCUGCGGUAAAGUAACUUAUCAAAUCAUAGUACCCUGGAGUAUACUACAUUUCCCUUAUGUUAAAGCGGCCAUUCUCUCCACAUAUAAGGAAGAUCCCUGUGGUCCUUGCUAUGGACAAUCAUCAACGGUACGCGAUUCGAUGGAUUAUGAAGAAUACCUCCUAAAAACUAUCAAUUCAGAUGAAACAAAAGUAGAUGAAAAUCUUGAUAAGCAGACAGACAGAGUAUUUUCCGAGUAUUUAGAAACUAUAAAAGUAUCUUCGGAAGAAUUAAAACAGGUUGAGGAUGAUAAUAAUACGAGUACUAUCGCUUCUUUUAACGCAGACGUGCAUGAAAGUACGGCUCAUGAUAUUACAACUGAAGUAUCAACGAUACGAACUACAGAAAACAUGAAAAACAAUGACAAUGUACGAGACAUUUUUUUUACCGAUAAGAAUAUUGAAGUAACUCCUGAAGUACCAUUGGAACAAGAACAAACUCCGAUACCAACUAUAAUAUCGAAUCUCACAACAACCGAAGUGUACAGUGAAAGACAAGAUUGCAUUUUUUCUAAUAAACAUGUAAAUGGUAAUAAUGACGUUUCAUUUACGAAUACUGACUUAAGAAAGCAUAACAAAAACUUUCAGAAUGAAUCGAACAUUAGUUUAGAAAACAUGAGAAUGGAAGAACAUGAAGCUGUAAAUGAGAGUGCUAAAGCUGAGGAGCUACAAAGUUCAAACGAUGAAAGUAUACCUUUACGUAUUAUAUUAUACGCGCCACAUUUACACGAAGAAAAUGGAACGUUGACAAAAUAUACGCACUUAGUUCUAAACACAGGAAGUCUUAAUUACCAUGAUCAUUUUAAUAGUAAGAGUACAACUUCUGAUCAAGAGGUACCGUAUCCUACAGCAUUAAAAAAAUCAGAUUCUGAGAUAUUAAACGAUAGAACGUUGGCUGAAUACGUGCAUAAUGUAAACGAAAGUCCAGGAGUAUAUGGAGAGGUUGCAGACUAUUGGCAAACUAUCGACGGAAAUGAAUUGAAUAAUAAAAACGAAAAUGCAGAACUUACAGAUUAUGAUUACGUUACGGCAGAGGAUACGGGAAGUAUUAUUAACAAUAUUUUCAAUAAUGAAAGACCAAGCGAUAUCGAUGCAAUUGAUUCAGAUAUGAAUAUUAAAAAUAAUAAUAAUUUGGAUGAUUUUACGCAACAAAGAUUGAUCGAACAUUAUAGUAAAUUAUUGACAUGGAUCUAUUACAUUGUAUACUUAUUUGUAAUUUCUUCUGGUUCACUCGCAUCAUCUGAAUCUAAACUAUUGCUAUUACUUGUUGUAGUGGUACUUGAAGUGCUGCUUUCUGAAUCAGUUUCAGAAUCAGUAUCGCUGCUGUCGCUUGAACUUGAACUACUCGAUAAUCUGUAUAAAACAUAA
Messenger RNA from Heterotrigona itama, 2010 nucleotides. Lineage: Eukaryota; Metazoa; Arthropoda; Insecta; Hymenoptera; Apidae. The record is from the annotation of a GenBank genome assembly.